Messenger RNA from Anoplophora glabripennis (Asian longhorned beetle), 963 nucleotides. Its product is annotated as protein PELPK1-like. The record is from RefSeq and is a predicted model, not a curated record. Bases 16 to 963 code for a protein of 315 amino acids. The transcript is spliced from 2 exons. Lineage: Eukaryota; Metazoa; Arthropoda; Insecta; Coleoptera; Cerambycidae.
AACUUGGUAAACAAAAUGAAUAAACUCGUGUAUCUUGCAACUUUAGCCCUAGUACUGGCGUUCACCGUCGACGUACAAGGACAUGCUCUACGUUCACGUUACCAAGUUGACUUAGAUGAAGUUUCUGCUGAUAUCGAAGAACCUAAAGCCUCCUCUGUCACCGAAGACGCAGAACCCUCAGCAACCGAACAGCCUGAAAUUCCCGCUGAAAUCGAACAACCAGAACUUCCAGUUGAAGAUGAAAAUCCAGAACAUCCCUCAGAGGUCGAACAACCUGAAAUUCCUUCUGAAAUCGAACAACCAGAACUUCCUUCAGAGGCGGAAGAUACUGAAAUUCCCGCUGAAAUCGAACAACCAGAACUCCCAGUUGAUGAUGAAAAUCCAGAACUUCCCUCAGAGGUCGAACAUCCUGAAAUUCCUGCUGAAGUCGAACAACCAGAACUUCCUUCAGAAGUGGAAGAUCCUGAAAUUCCCGCUGAAGUCGAACAACCAGAACUCCCAGUUGAGGAUGAAAAUCCAGAACUUCCUUCAGAGGUCGAACAUCCUGAAAUUCCUGCUGAAGUCGAACAACCACAACUCCCAGUUGAGGGUGAAAAUCCAGAACUUCCCUCAGAGGUCGAACAACCUGAAAUUCCUGCUGAAGUCGAACAACCAGAACUUCCUUCAGAAGUGGAAGAUCCUGAAAUUCCCGUUGAUGUCGAACAACCAGAACUUCCAGUUGAGGAAGAACAUCCCGAACAUCCCUCAGAGGUCGAGCAUCCCGAAAUUCCUUCCGAAGUCGAACAACCAGAAAUUCCAAUUGAGGAAGAACAUCCAGAACAUCCCUCAGAGGUCGAGCAUCCCGAAAUUCCCGCUGAAGUCGAACAACCAGAACUUCCAGUUGAGGGAGAACAUCCAGAAGUACCCUCAGAGGUUGAACAUCCUGAUAUACUCGUAGCAUCCGUAGAAGCGGAAGAUCAGUGA